GGUUUGGCGACAAAACAUGUCUUCGAAAAGGAAAACAGAUAAUAUACCGGCAGAAGAGAGCGACCAGCUCCUUAUCAGACCGCUAGGAGCUGGUCAGGAAGUUGGGAGGUCAUGUCAUAUGUUGGAGUUCAAAGGCAAGAAAAUAAUGUUAGACUGUGGUAUCCACCCUGGCCUCAGUGGUAUGGAUGCUUUACCAUUCACAGAUCUAAUAGAACCGGAGGAAAUAGAUCUUCUACUCAUAAGCCACUUUCACUUAGACCAUUGUGGUGGUCUUCCGUGGUUUCUAGAAAAGACAGCAUUCAAAGGACGUUGCUUCAUGACACAUGCAACUAAGGCCAUCUAUAGGUGGUUAUUAUCAGAUUAUGUGAAAGUCAGUAACAUUGCCACUGAGCAGAUGUUGUACACUGAUGAUGAUAUAGCUCGCAGCAUGGAAAAAAUAGAGACUGUUAAUUUUCACCAGGAGACUGAAGUGAAUGGGGUGAAGUUUUGGUGUUACAAUGCUGGCCAUGUAUUGGGUGCUGCCAUGUUUAUGAUUGAAAUUGCUGGUGUAAAGAUUCUUUAUACUGGAGAUUUCUCAAGGCAGGAAGACAGACAUUUAAUGGCUGCUGAAAUCCCAAACAUUCACCCUGAUGUCCUCAUAAUUGAGGCGACAUAUGGGACACAUAUCCAUGAACCACGGGAAGAACGGGAAGCCAGAUUUACAGGAAUAGUUCAUGAUAUUGUUGAAAGAGGUGGUCGGUGUCUCAUUCCUGUCUUUGCUUUAGGAAGAGCUCAGGAGCUUUUACUAAUUUUAGAUGAAUACUGGGCCAAUCAUCCAGAGUUGCAUGACAUUCCUAUAUAUUAUGCCUCUUCGCUGGCCAAGAAGUGUAUGACUGUCUACCAGACCUACAUAAAUGCCAUGAAUGAGAAGAUACGCAAACAGAUCAGUAUCAGCAAUCCAUUUGUUUUCAAACAUAUAUCAAAUCUUAAGAGUAUGGAGCACUUUGAGGACAUAGGACCAAGCGUAGUAAUGGCAUCCCCUGGCAUGAUGCAGUCUGGACUGUCCAGGGAACUGUUUGAGAGUUGGUGUACAGAUAAACGCAAUGGCACCAUUAUAGCUGGUUAUUGUGUAGAGGGAACACUGGCCAAGCAUGUGUUAUCUGAGCCAUCUGAGAUCAUCACUAUGCAGGGUCAGAAAUUACCACUAAAGUGCUCUGUUGAUUACAUCUCAUUCUCAGCCCAUACAGACUAUGCACAGACCAGUGAGUUCAUCAAGGCCUUGAGACCCCCUCAUGUGGUUCUUGUACAUGGUGAGGCUAAUGAAAUGAACAGGUUGAAGUCAGCUCUACUGAGAGAGUAUGAGGAGACUCCAGAACACCAUCUAGAGAUCUACACACCCAGAAACACUCAAGCCUUGGAACUUCGCUUCAGGGGAGAGAAGAUGGCAAAGGUUGUUGGUAGCCUUGCUAGAAAGAGACCUGAGCAGGGUGAUUCUCUGUCUGGUAUACUUGUGAAAAGAAACUUUAACUAUCACAUUAUGGCACCUACAGACCUACAGAAUUAUACUGAUUUAGCUAUGAGUACUGUUACCCAGAGACAAAGUGUACACUAUACAGGAACAUUUGCUCUCCUUCAAUUCUACCUCAACCAACUUGCUGGUGAAGUAACAUUGACAAAGUCAGGAGAGAACAAAGCCAUAAGAGUGUUCAAGCAUAUUCUUGCCAUACAUGAGCAGGGCAGAAUGGUCAUCAUAGAGUGGGUGGCUACUCCCGUUAAUGACAUGUAUGCUGAUGCCGUCCUCACUGCUGUUCUCAAGGCAGAGACUGACCUUUAUGCACAGAAAGGGAUGAAAGUUUUGCCAAGCCCAGUGACAGUGGACAAGAUCCACUUUAGGGAAUGCCUGAUGGAGAUGCUUGGGGAGAUGUUUGGUAAAGAAUGUAUCAACAAACUCAUCAAGGGAGAUAAGAUGACUCUCAACAUUGACAACAAAACAGCAGUGAUAUAUCUCAAUAGUCUUGAAGUAAAGUGUGAGGAAGAUGACACUUUACAACAGAUGAUCCACACAGCAGUCACCAAACUACACCAGUCUAUAACACCUGUAAAGACUUGAUAGUUGGCCUGGAGAUUUGAUUGUUUGACUGUAGGCUUGAGUGUUCGCCUGUGAAGACUUGAUAGUUUGCCUCGAGAUUUGAUUGUUUGCCUGUAGACUUGAGUGUUCGCCUGUGAAGACUUGAUAGUUGGCCUGGAGAUUUGAUUGUUCGCCUGUAGACUUGAGUGUUCGCCUGUAAAGACUUGAUCGUUCCCGACAUGUGUAAAGACUUGAUUGUUUAUUUAAGUAC
Messenger RNA from Owenia fusiformis, 2318 nucleotides. Lineage: Eukaryota; Metazoa; Annelida; Polychaeta; Sabellida; Oweniidae. The record is from the annotation of a GenBank genome assembly.